Ctenocephalides felis (cat flea) is the source of this 1614-nucleotide messenger RNA. RefSeq names its product adenosine deaminase 2-like. The record is from RefSeq and is a predicted model, not a curated record. Gene Ontology annotation, biological process: adenosine catabolic process; inosine biosynthetic process. The transcript is spliced from 4 exons. Lineage: Eukaryota; Metazoa; Arthropoda; Insecta; Siphonaptera; Pulicidae. Gene Ontology annotation, molecular function: adenosine deaminase activity. Bases 1 to 1614 code for a protein of 537 amino acids.
AUGUUUUUAAAUAACACUGUGCUAUCAAUAACUUUAUUAUUAAGUGCUUUAAGUGCAAAAUUAGUGUUUUCUACGUCAUGGGAUGAUUUUUUGAAUCAAAGAACAAAAUAUUUGCGAGAAGAAGCAAUGUUAUCCGUAGGCUCUAUGAGUUUUUUGAAUGCUAACGAAAGUGCUGUAAACGAUAUUUUAAUGAACUACAAAACUGAGGAAAUUCAAAGAGGUUUCAGGAAUAUAAGCGAGUUUUUACCAUCAUCAAAUUUUCUUCGGAUAAGUCGUGAAAUGGAAAACCGUACAAUGUUUAAGUUACUUCAACUUUUUCCCAAAGGUGCAGCUUUGCACGGCCACAAUUCAGCUAUGGUCAGCUCUGAAUAUUUGGUGAAAAAUUUAACAUACAGAGAAAAUUUGUAUGCAAAAUUUGAUGAUGAUAAUGAAAAUAUAGUAGAAUUAAGAUUUUUAAAUAGUUCUGAUACCACGGAUUGGAUCAGUGUGGAAACUAUACGAAAAAAUAAGGGUGAUGACUAUGAUGAUUGGAUGAUCAAACAACUCACUUUGCACGAAGCUCAUGCAGGAUUAGGUGUAAAUGAAAUUUGGUCAAGAUUUCAAAAAUUAUUUUCAAUCAUCAAGCCAUUGAUUCACUAUGCACCUGUCUGGCAAGAUCAUAUCUAUCAGAUGCUAAAAGAGUUUCAUGAAGACAACGUGAGCUAUCUCGAGUUCCGUACUUCAUUUCCCAAAAUUUAUUACCUAAACGGCACCACCUUAAAUGCAACAGAAGUCUGUGGAAAAUUUGUAGAAGUUUUGAAUAAUUUUAAAAAGGAUUAUCCAACUUUUUACGGAGCUAAAAUCAUCUACGCUCGUCAUAGGUUGAUUAAUAAUGAAAAGUUUUUGAAGCAUAUGGAAACAGCAAGACAGCUAAAACAGGCAUUUCCUGAUGUCAUUGCUGGAUUUGAUUUGGUGGGCCAAGAGGAUAUGGGUGAACCAUUGGAAACGUUUUUGGAUGACCUUUUUAAAUUGAAAAAUGAAAUUAACUUCUUCUUUCAUGCUGGUGAAACUAAAUGGAAUGGUCCAACUACAAUCAAAAACUUGGUGGAUGCUGUACUUCUUGGAACAAAACGAAUAGGUCAUGGAUAUGCUAUCACAAAACACCCUAAGGUAGCCACCAUGGUGAAAAAGUACAAAAUAGGCAUAGAAGUAUGUCCAAUUUCAAACCAAGUUUUGGGUUUAGUUGGAGAUUUAAGAAACCAUCCUUUAUCCUCAUUGCUUAUGGAUAAUUAUCCUGUCGUAAUAAGUUCUGAUGAUCCUGGAUAUUGGGGAGCCAAAGGAGUCACUUACGAUUGGUAUGAAACAUUUAUAGGAAUAGCAGCUUUCAAUCAGGAUGUACAUUUAUUGAGAAAAUUAGCAUUGAACUCAAUAGAACAAUCAUCUUUGACUGAUGAUGAAAAACAAGAAUUGAAGGAAGAUUGGAAAAAGCGUUGGAAUAGUUAUAUUGAAUUGAUAUUGAAAACUUAUCGAUCAGAUAGCAAUGCAAUUGAAACUUCUGAAGAUGAAGGUGAUGAAGUGACGGUCUUAAUGUUGGCACCUGAUCAUGCCUAUGAUUUUAGCCCUUUCAAUUUCUAA